AUGGCAAAUACUAUCCUGUACUAUGCAAGGUGUUUCCUUGCGGUGAUUGUUCUUAUGAUUGCCGCGCUUUACGGGGUGAUUGCCUCGAUUGUUGCUACUUUGAUUGGGAAACAGUACUUGGCUCAAUGGCUCACUGCCCGUUGUUACUACAACUUGAUGAAGUAUACGAUGGGGUUUGACGUCAAAGUCAUUGGCGAGGAGAAACUGGAGAACAAGCCGUUCAUUGCUGUGUCUAACCACCAAUCGACGCUGGACAUCUUGAUGCUGGGGAGAAUGUUCCCACAGGGGUGCACUGUGACCGCCAAGAGUUCGUUGAAAUAUGUUCCCUUCUUGGGCUGGUUUAUGAGUUUGAGCGGGACUUAUUUCUUGGACAGGAGCAGUAGGGAGAAGAGUGUCAACACUUUGAACAAAGGUCUGGAACAGGUCAAGAGGGAGAAAAGGGGUCUUUGGAUCUUCCCCGAGGGCACGAGAUCGUACGCGACCGAUUUGAACAUUUUGCCCUUCAAGAAGGGCGCCUUCCAUUUGGCGCAGCAGGGAAAGAUCCCGAUCAUCCCGAUCGUAGUCUCGAACACCAGUACUCUGAUGAACCCGAAGUGGAAAGUGUUCAACCGCGGGGUUAUGACCGUUAAAGUGCUGGACCCAAUUCCUACUGAUGAAUUGGCCAAGGAGGACAUUGGGAAACUAGCGGAGCAAGUUAGAGACAUGAUGCUGACUGAGUUGCAAGAACUGGGAUACUCAAAGGCCAACAACGACACCAACUUGCCCCCCCAAUUCAUCGAGCAAGCGAAGAAAGAGACCAGUGUCACUGAGAAGACGAGAGACGAGGCUUCGACUGUCACAGGAUCUGAGAUCAGAGCGGCAAACUAA
Huiozyma naganishii CBS 8797 is the source of this 867-nucleotide messenger RNA. RefSeq names its product 1-acylglycerol-3-phosphate O-acyltransferase SLC1 (gene SLC1). Gene Ontology annotation, cellular component: endoplasmic reticulum; membrane. Gene Ontology annotation, biological process: phosphatidic acid biosynthetic process. The transcript has a single exon. Bases 1 to 867 code for a protein of 288 amino acids. Lineage: Eukaryota; Fungi; Ascomycota; Saccharomycetes; Saccharomycetales; Saccharomycetaceae. Gene Ontology annotation, molecular function: 1-acylglycerol-3-phosphate O-acyltransferase activity. The record is from RefSeq and is a predicted model, not a curated record.